Ailuropoda melanoleuca (giant panda) is the source of this 1006-nucleotide messenger RNA. RefSeq names its product high affinity immunoglobulin epsilon receptor subunit beta. Lineage: Eukaryota; Metazoa; Chordata; Mammalia; Carnivora; Ursidae. The record is from RefSeq and is a predicted model, not a curated record. Bases 125 to 853 code for a protein of 242 amino acids. Gene Ontology annotation, cellular component: external side of plasma membrane; plasma membrane; Fc-epsilon receptor I complex. The transcript is spliced from 7 exons. Gene Ontology annotation, biological process: cell surface receptor signaling pathway.
AUAGUCAUCAAUGUCAUGAGCCAACCCAUCUUAACUGCUCGUCGGGAGCACAUUGUAGGAGGAAGCCCACCAAGGCUCACUGUAACAGCAUCCUUCACCAGCGCACAGCUCGGCUCAUGAACAAAUGGACCCAGAAAAUAGUAGGGCAGGUCUUGCUCUCCCAAACCCACAAGGGCCCUCCAGUGCACCUGAAAUUGAACUUUCAGAAGUAUCUCUCCAUGAAAACCCUUUACUGGAGAAGGCUGCCUCAUCCCCACCAUGCCAUACAUGGCUGAUAUUUUUGAAGAGGGAGCUGGAAUUUCUGGGGGUAACUCAAAUUCUGGUUGGCUUGAUAUGUCUUUGUUUUGGAAUAAUUGUCUGCUCCGUGAUCAAUAUUUCAGAAUUUAAGGAAGACGUUUUUUCAUCAUUUAAAGCAGGCUACCCCUUCUGGGGAGCAGUGUUUUUCGCCAUUUCUGGAUUUUUGCCAAUUAUGUCUGAAAAGAAACACGCUACAUAUCUGGUGUGGGGAACCCUGGGGGCCAACACUGUCAGCAGCAUAGCUGCCGGAAUAGGAAUCUUCAUCCUGACGGUCAACCUGAGGAGGAGCUCGGCUUAUAUUUACAACUGCCAGGAAGCUUAUGGAAAGGACUUCUGUUUCAUGGCUUGUUUUUCCACUGAAAUUGUGGCGAUGAUCCUGUUUCUCACCAUUCUGGGAUUUUGCAGCGCCAUGUCCCUCAUAAUCUAUGGGGUUGGAGAAGUGGUCCAAGGAAACAAGAUUGCAGAAGAUCGUCUUUAUGAAGAAUUAAACAUAUAUUCACCGAUUUACAGUGAGUUGGAAGACAAAGUUGAAGCAUCUUCUCCCGCUGAUUCUUAAGAAUCAUGUCUUCAGGGGCGCCUGGGUGGCUCAGUUGUUAAGUGUCUGCCUUCGGCUCAGCGAGUGAUCCCAGGGUUCUGGGAUCGAGCCCCACAUCGGGCUCCCUGCUCUGCUGGGAGCCUGCUUCUUCCUCUCCCACUCCCCCUGCUUGUG